Pyrenophora tritici-repentis Pt-1C-BFP is the source of this 654-nucleotide messenger RNA. RefSeq lists its product as uncharacterized. NCBI's taxonomy places the organism in Eukaryota, Fungi, Ascomycota, Dothideomycetes, Pleosporales, Pleosporaceae. The record is from RefSeq and is a predicted model, not a curated record.
AACACCCUAAAAUCAUAAUUUGUUCCAUUACCAAAACAAAAUCAUGGAUCAUUACCCCGAAGUCAGUGUUGACGAGCGCGAAUGUCCAGACUCAAGGAUUUCUUCUCGUCACGACUCUGUGUCCUCUGUGGCCAAAGCAGCCGCUGCACAUCAAAACCCGUCACAGAACCAGACAAAGCAAAACGCACCUCAGAGAUCGCUAUCAUACCAUUCUUUCCCCUCUCCUUCGACACACGUUUCGGACCACGCCUCGUCUCGCUCCAACUCGAGUUCGUCUACCGACCCCAACACUCAGCGCAUCGAAGCACAGUAUGUGCGGUAUACGGAUGCUCCGCCCCCUUAUAGCGCAGAACAGUACAAGGGCAAGUCGCCAGACGAACAGAACAACAUGAGGAUGAAGGACUAUGCAAAGGAGGUUUCGAGGAUGAUGACACGGCAGCUUGUAAGGGGGCUGAAGGCCGAGGAAAGGGAGAAGGUGAAGAAGCAAAGAACAAAGUGAUUGGGCUGGCCCUGUACUAUACUGUAUAUGUGUGUGAUUAGCGUAGCGAUGGCGUUUGGUUAUGGUUCCUGGAAGCGGCUGUGAGAGAUUUGAUGUCUUUCUGUUGUAUAUCACAGUUUUGGAGGUCACAAAAUACCCACAAAUCAUAUUCCUUG